Molecule: messenger RNA, 1712 nt
Organism: Cucurbita pepo subsp. pepo (vegetable marrow)
Lineage: Eukaryota; Viridiplantae; Streptophyta; Magnoliopsida; Cucurbitales; Cucurbitaceae
Gene: HB1
Product: hemoglobin 1
Molecular function (GO): oxygen binding; heme binding
Source: RefSeq, a predicted model, not a curated record
CAAUAUACAUAGAGAGCACAAGAGUCGCUUGUAAUCUUCUAAUUUGGCCACCAGAAACCACUUAUUUGGCGGAUUCUGAUUCCAAGUCUUGUGCUUUUCCAAACCCCACUUCCCAUGUUUGCCUUCCCUUUCUUCCCCUCAAAACCCUAGGCGGAGCCGGAGAAAUCCCCGCCCAUGGAAGAAGACAGUAUAGAUAUGGUUCUGGCCAGAGCCACCGACCUCCGAUUGAAGAUCGGCAACUGCAUUCACAAUGCAACAACCACUGCUAGAACGGGAAAUGAAGCCGCUGACGACGGCGGUUCCGGUUCCGAAUCUCCGGUCGGAGAUAUGGAGGACGAUGAAGAAGUAGAACGACUUUUGAGUGUCUGCGAUGCUCUCGAGUCCUUGGAGACUCAGCUCUCCUCGUUGCAGGAUUUACAACAACAACAGCGAUACGAACGGGAAGCUGCCCUCAGCGAGAUCGAACACAACCGCAAGAUGCUACUCGACAAGCUCAAGGAGUACAAAGGGGAGCAUUUAGAUGUGAUAAAUGAAGCUUCUGCCUUUGCUGGGGAGGCAGUAAAGAACAACCAUGAUUUCAUGCUUCCUCCAUACCCAAGCCGUCUUCCAUUCCCUCUUCACCUAAACAAUGGUCAUUUAUCACCAUCCUUGUCUUCUCGCAAAGCUGCCCAUAAUGGGGUAGCCUUAAGCUACAUGAAAAACGACACGGAAAGGGAGUCAAGCGAGUCGUUGACGACCAGCAAACAAGCGAACACGAGAAACUCAAGGAGGAACGGGUUCGGUUCGCUCGUAGCAGCAGCAGCCAAGGUAGUGUUCACCAUUGUUGGUGUUGUGUCCAUAAUGAACAUGUCUGGUUUCGGGCCACGAAUCGUAGUAAACAGAGCUACUACUCAUUUGAAGAAAUCCAGUGCGACCGAACAUCCAUCCACAGAAGACGAGAGACCGAGAACUCGAUGCCCACCGGGGAAAAUCCUGGUUGUGGAAGACGGGGAGGAGAGGUGUUUGGUGAAAGAGAGAAUUGAAGUUCCAUUUUCUUCUGCUGUGGUAAAACCAGAUGUGAACUAUGGAUGUGCUUUGUAUUUUAUUCAAAGAAGCAAAAAGCAAAUCCCCAUGGCCUUUCAUUUCAACGAAGAGAACACAGACAUGGGCACCUGUGGUGGUGAAGGAAGGGUCUUCACUGAACAACAAGAGGCCCUUGUGGUCAAGUCAUGGGGUCUCAUGAAGAAGAAUGCUGCUGAUUUGGCCCUCAAACUCUUCCUCAAGGUAUUUGAAAUCGCGCCGUCUGUUAAGAACAUGUUCUCGUUUUUGAGAGACUCGAAAGUUCCAUUGGAGCAAAACCCGAAGUUGAAGCCUCAUGCGUUGAGUGUCUUCACUAUGACUUGUGAGUCAGCCGUUCAGCUUCGAAAAGGAGGGAUAGCGGCGGCUAAAGCAACCACUUUGAAGAGGCUAGGUGCUUCGCACCUCAAGUACGGUGUUGUCGAUGAACAUUUUGAGGUGGUGAAGUAUGCACUUUUGGAGACCAUUAAGGAAGGAAUUCCAGAGAUGUGGAGUGUGGAGAUGAAAGAGGCAUGGGCUGAGGCUUAUGAUCAAUUGGUUUCUGCCAUUAAAGCUGAAAUGAAGCCUUCUUCCACCUCUUAAAACCUUACCCUUUUAUGUCUCAAUUUUCACCAUGUUUAAAUAAACGUCUUGUACGGUGGUUUCUAAAUUCAAAA